Messenger RNA from Ruditapes philippinarum (Manila clam), 4202 nucleotides. RefSeq lists its product as uncharacterized. The transcript has 10 exons. The coding region runs from base 1 to 1860 and encodes 619 amino acids. Lineage: Eukaryota; Metazoa; Mollusca; Bivalvia; Venerida; Veneridae. The record is from RefSeq and is a predicted model, not a curated record.
AUGGCAGAAAUGCUUGGAUUGCCUCAAUUUUACAGCAGAUUUAAAGGAUAUAUGGACAAUAAUGCCCACAAAGAAUUGACAGAAACGUUUGAAUCGCCCGAAGAAGACCGCGAAGUGGAGAAGCUCAAAAGAGGUGUAGUGAAAAAUCUAAUAAAAGAUGAUGAAGACAUUUCUAAAGAAGUGGAGAAGCUCAAAAGAGGUGUAGUGAAAAAUCUAAAAAUAGAUGAUGAAGAAAUUUUUAAAGGUGAAGACGAUGUAGUAUUAGAUCCCUUUCUCUGUUCAAAGAGUCUAAAAGGCAUUACAGAAUUAAUUGAAUCGGGGAAGCUGCCAAGCCAAGAAAUACUUAAUGAGAUGUGUCAGAUUUUUGAGAAGAAAUCCCAAGAAAUAAUUAUCACAUGCGAGGCAAUUUGUAAACAUAUAAAAUCGAAACAUGCCGCUAUUGCAAAUGUAUGGGCUGCUUAUACAAUUCAAAACCCGCAUCAAAUAAUUUUUGUAGUAAUAGUUGAACACAAAUCAGAAGGUGACAGUAGUACAGAGCCUCUAAGUUUAGAUAAAUUGAUUACAUAUUCAUUCGUCAGCCAACAAGUUGGUGAAUUCAACUCAGAAGGCCCUGAAGUACUUAGGCAAGAGACUUCAGCUUCUAAAGGAUUAGAUGAAGAGUCCUAUCAAAAACUUCAGAGCUGCAUUUCAAAACACUCUGAAGAUUUGAUGAAAAGACACAAGUAUCUUUCAAUUAUAUCUGCAUGCCCAAAUAGAUCAAGAGGAUUUGGCGUUUCCUGGAAUUUACUACCUGAAAAGUGUAUUGUCCUUUACGUCCAGAAAAAGAAAUACAUUCCAAUUGAUGAAGAACCAUUUAAAACAAAUUAUGACGGCAUUCCAGUUGAUGUUAGAGAAGGUGCCUUUAUUCCAUUCGGACGUACUGCCAAAGACCUGCUUGAUCCUGUUAAAAUGGGAAGCCAAAUAGGUGGAGAUAUUUAUAAAGGAACUCUUGGGUUUUUCAUAGAUCAUCCUCAAUUUGGAAUAUGUGGACUUACAUGUGCUCAUGUUCUUUUAACACGAUGGGAGAUGAUUGAACUGAAAACAAAUCAUAGCGGUACGUUGAAAUGGCCAUUACAUAGAAUGUGCAAAAAUGUUUAUCAGCCUGCUGACAAACAGUCUGUAUUAGGACACACAGUUCAAGUAAUUUACAAAGAAGGUUCAGACGAAAAUUGUGGAAUGGAAUUAGCUUUGUUCAGAAUCACGGACAGACAUCCCAAAUCUCCAAGUUUCCCCGAUGUGACAGGAUCAAAUGCUGCUACAAGUAUUAUAUACGACAGUUGGCGAAUGUGUAGCACCGACAGACUGAAUAAGAAGGAGGAUGCUCACGUCAUAAAAUUUGGAUCAAAAACCGAAUUAAGUCAUGGGAUAAUAAAAUUUGAUACUACCUCAGUUAAAUCAUUAGAUGCAUAUCCACUUUUUCAUGAAUAUGCACCGAUUAAACUUUUUAAGCAAAUUGAAGUUAAAGCUCUUUCAAAUGGCAUUCCUUUUGCUGAAGAGGGCGAUUCAGGUGCGCCUGUGUUCGUUGUCGAGAAAAAUUCACAAAAUAAAUGUAUAGGUAUUAUAGAGGGAGGAACAACAUACGGGACAGUAGUCGUCACACCUAUCGUUCCUAUUUUAGCAGAACUAGAUGUACCUUGCUUAAAAAGUUUUGACACUGAAAAAGAAUUGUCAAAUAUUCAAAAUAAAAUAGAUAAUUUAGAAACACAGAUGAAAAAAAUUGGUAGUGACAUACAGACGAUAAAACAAAUUCUGUUGAAACCGCCUCAAAAUUUUGAUUCAUCAAUGCCUAACUCACCAAAUGAUCAACAAGGUCAUGCUUGAAUUAAAAGGAUAAUAAAAAUUAGGUUAGUUACAAUGAACAUCAAUAAGGAAAUCGAAAAAUGUGUAGUUUUAAAUCUGUAUAAGAAAUCGUUUUUGUCAAAGAAAAAUUUGAAAAAUGCCUAAUAGGGUCAUAGAUGGCUGAAAAAUCGCAGUCACUUUGACUCCGCUUCUCGUAUUUUGCAGGAGCUUUAUUUUGAGACAUUUUAAAUGUGAUUGGCCAUUUGAAACAUUUGUUUUUUUCCUUAAGAUGAUAUAACAUUUAAUUAUGGUCUCAGUAAUAUCAAGCUAUUAAUAUUCUCUGAUACUUAUAAUUUGCAUUUGCAAAAAAAGCUAUAGCAAAGUUUGUGCCUGUUUCGUAUUUUUUACAAUUUUCAAAUAAUUUCAUUUAUUUAAUUUCAGUUAUAGAAAGCAUCUUACCUUAAAUCCAUGAUUCUUGUUUCACUUUUAGCUCCCUGGGCUUAAGCUCACCAGUUCAAAUCAAACAAAACAUUGUUAACAUUCUAGAGUCACAUUUUAUUUCAACAAACUUUGUCAGAAUGAAUGAUGAUCUUAUUGAUAUCUUUUGAAGAUGUGUUAUCUCGGGUCAAAAACUAAGGGAUCAGUUUAAAUAAUGAACAAAAUUUUAAUAUGUGUUAUUUUGGCUUUCGAGUGAUACAUGUGGAUAUUAUAGCUGACAAGAUUUUAUAUCUGCCGAGCCGAUACAUAUAUAAUUAUUUUGUAAGAAUGAAUUAGUUAAUAUAAAGUUAACUUAAGCAAUUUUAUUCAGAUGGGCAUAUAAGGGACAUUAUGGUAGUCUUGUAUCUAUUAUUUUUUAUCGUUUAUAUGUUAAUGUUGUAUAUUUAAACAUCGUUUGAUCAUUACGAUUGUAUAUUCUGUGUAUAUUUUGAGUUAAAUAUAAAACAUGUGACCGUAGAACGGGUAUUUUCGUCACAUUCAGCUUUAUGAAUUUAUUUUUAUAUUUUGUAAUUUGAUAAAUUUAUUCGUACUUAUUUCUCUACUCAGAACUAUUAAAAAGCUCGCCUAGCUCAUGCACAAUUCGAGUCUUUUUCAAUUCUAAAAUAAUGUUUCGUAGAAAAACUAAAUUUUAUAAAUUUAGAAAAGAAAAAUGGAGUAAAAAUAAAUAAUAUGCUUAAAGGGACUCCACUGAGGUUUAAAAGCCUAAAAACAUAACAUUUUAAUUUAUUACAUAAAUGAGCAGGGGCACUUUAAACAGAAAUGUAUGCAAAGAUAGUUAAGAAAUAUACUUUGAAAUAAAUUGAAAAUCGUGUUGUUAUGCUUUUCUUAGUUCGAUUUGAGUGAAAAGCGUUUAAACGCUUUUCAUUUUGGGUCAUUUUUUUACAAUUUGAAUAGUCAUUCUGGAAAAACGAAAUGCCCGAAUGAUCUGAAAUUUUGCUUAAAGAUUAGUGGUCUUGACCUACAUCAAAUGGUACAUUUAUCUGUACAAAUAUUAUCAGUCCCAUCAUGUCAAAAAACCUCAGUGGAGUCCCUUUAAGCCAGUUUUCCUGUGUUACAUUGUUCAACUUUUGAAUAGCCCAUGUUUUAUGAGAUGAGAAUGUGACAUUCUUUUACGAAUAAGUAGUGACGUACUUUGUUUACAUUAUGCUGUCACAGCUGCACACUUGUAUUUUACUGUUAUAAUUGUUAAUAUAAGUGUCCAUUGUAUGUAAGAACAUUUAUUGUAUAUAGAAUGUGUAAUCAAAUUUUGAUAAAACAUGUGUUUUUAUGUAAUGUAAUCAUGUCAUUGUGUAUGUAUUGUCAUAUUUCUAAAAGUUGUAAUCAUUAAUUACUAUAUUUGUUAUAUAAAUAUAAGAUAUAUGUGAGAAACGUUGACUUAACUAAUUUCUAUUAGACAAUUAUUGCUUAAUACUCAGAAAUGUAAUAGUUUGUUUACUUAGCGAAUUUAAUAUGCACUUCUAAAAGACGUAUGCAACAGUGACGUACAGACAUAUGGCAGAUGAUAUCUAAUAUUCUAACACAACCUUCAAUAUUCCCCUAUUGAACAUAGGACCGAAAGUGUCUGUAAAUACUGUUCACGAUAUGAUAUAUUUUUUGCCAGUAAAAGUGCGACACGCUAAAAAUAUUAACGAAAACAAAUCAGACACCAUAUAGCUUGCUAUUAGGUACGACAACAUUUACUUGUUGUGUCGAGUUAGAAUCGAAAUAAUAUACCCAAGUAGUGAAUUUAUCGCUUAGCAAAAAUCACUCUUGUCUUUCGGAUGAGCAGAAUUUUUCAGUAGGGUUACGCGCUCUUGAGUUAUUCUCUCGCAUGCGAAUUCCAAACAGUUAAUAUAUGAUCAAAGCACUGUUGGUGAUAUUUUAUUUCUGAAAUAUAAUAAAUAUCU